CUGAGCUUGGUGUGACGGGCAACUUCCUGUGCAAGGAAUGGUGGGGAUUUUCCCCGAGAACAUAUCUAGAACAUUGGGGGUAGGGGGAUAUCCCCCCCCUUAAGCUACCUAGCAGCUGGAAGAGAUUUCUACUGCGAAUAACGGGAAUCUGGAAGAAACUGCUGCCUUAACCAAAUACCAGGGUUGUCGUCAGUUGACCCCUACAAAGAUGGCAGCCGCUUCCUCCUCCUGCAACGGAGAAGAAGACGAGAGCUUAAAGGGAUGCGAGCUCUACGUUCAGAAACACAACAUCCAGCAAAUCCUGAAGGAGUGCAUUGUGAACCUCUGCAUUGCUAAACCCGACCGGCCGAUGAAGUUCUUGCGGGAACAUUUUGAAAAACUGGAAAAGGAAGAAAGCAAACAGAUCCAGGCUUGGCAGAAAUCCAGCUCACAGUCAGAUUCUCAUGAUGAUGAAGUUUCUCCACCACCACCCAACCCGGUGGUCAAGGCGCGACAUCGAAGGGGUGGUGUCAGUGCUGAGGUCUACACAGAAGAAGAUGCAGUUUCUUAUGUCCGGAAGGUCAUUCCAAAGGACUAUAAGACCAUGACAGCUUUAGCCAAGGCCAUUUCCAAGAAUGUCCUCUUUGCUCACCUUGAUGAUAAUGAGAGAAGUGACAUAUUUGAUGCCAUGUUCCCUGUUACCCAUAUUGCUGGAGAGACCGUAAUUCAACAAGGUGAUGAAGGUGACAACUUCUAUGUGAUCGAUCACGGGGAGGUGUAUGUGUAUGUGAAUGGAGAAUUAGUCACCAGCAUUGGAGAAGGAGGCAGCUUUGGAGAACUUGCUCUCAUCUAUGGAACACCACGAGCUGCAACUGUCAAAGCUAAGACGGAUCUCAAACUCUGGGGGAUUGACAGAGAUAGCUACCGACGCAUCUUGAUGGGCAGCACGCUGAGAAAGCGGAAAAUGUAUGAAGAAUUUCUGAGCAAGGUUUCGAUUUUGGGAUCCCUGGACAAAUGGGAGCGCCUGACCGUGGCAGAUGCACUAGAGCCUGUCCAGUUUGAGGAUGGAGAGAAAAUUGUGGUUCAGGGGGAGCCAGGUGAUGACUUUUUCAUCAUCACAGAGGGCACAGCUUCUGUCCUUCAGCGUAGGUCUGACAAAGAGGAAUAUGUAGAAGUUGGGCGCCUGGGGCCAUCCGAUUACUUUGGGGAAAUCGCCCUGUUGCUGAACAGGCCCAGGGCUGCUACUGUGGUGGCCCGCGGGCCCUUGAAGUGUGUUAAGCUGGACCGCCCGCGUUUUGAACGAGUCCUUGGCCCUUGCUCAGAAAUCCUCAAGAGGAACAUCCAGAGAUACAACAGUUUCAUCUCUCUCACUGUCUAAAGUCCUCUUUGGCUCUUCUUUUAUGUUAAAACUUGUGCACUAAAAAAAAAAAGCGAUCUGUGCUGUUUCAUAGCUUUAUGAAGAAAAGGAGAGGCACAUUCAUUUUACGCAGGUGUUUUUAAGUGUUCAUAUCCAUUAGAUAUUCAAUCACUGUAUGUUGUUAAGGGGACAGCAGAUAGCUGGAUGUCAGUGAUUUUAGGGAAUCUUAGAUAUUUUUUUUGCACUUUAAGUUACAUUCCAGAUUUGUGUGUCCCCGGCUUCUCCAAAUCUCUCAUCACGCAAUACAAAAUCUCCAAAUCUUUAACUGUCCAAUGGAGAACCAGCUUGGUGUGUGCCUCAACUUUUAUUUCACCUGAUUGUGCUGACAAGCCAACUCCAUUCUUAUUUUCUCUGGAGAAUUUCUAACAUCUUAGGAUGUUCCUUUUUAAACGCCUCAUCUAGUGAAGACUACAUAGCCCAUUUUAUAAAAGGGGGAUUGAUGGACACAUGGAGCCACAAAGCAGUGCAGCAAUGGCCCAUUAAGACUUCCAGACAUUGUACUAAAUACUGAUUUUGAAUGCGACCCAAGGUAAAAACGAUUAAAUACUCAACUGGAGAGGAAAAAAUCCUCUCUCUCCUAUCUGUUGAGUUUUAACUCAAAAUAAAUACAACAAUUUUGUUUUUGUCUUGGCAUACAGGCUGUUUAAAGUCUGUUUAAAAGCAAAGGGUGGCCUUUGGCCUGGAAGGAAUUCUGCAGCCCUGUUCUGGCAUCAGGUCAUAAGUCCUCCAUCUGGUUGACAAUGACUAGAAUGAACAUACACCAUCCUAUUCAACUAGCACCAAAUCAGGUCCCCCCCGCCCCCCAUGGAACCAUCUACUUUUGGGAGUGCCCAUUAGUGUAAAACAGUGUUUUUCCAACUUGGCACCUUUAAGAUGUAUGGACUGCAGCUCCAUGGUGGCUGAGGAAUUUUGGGA
This is a messenger RNA of Python bivittatus (Burmese python), 2311 nucleotides long. RefSeq names its product protein kinase cAMP-dependent type I regulatory subunit beta (gene PRKAR1B). Lineage: Eukaryota; Metazoa; Chordata; Lepidosauria; Squamata; Pythonidae. Gene Ontology annotation, molecular function: protein kinase A catalytic subunit binding; cAMP-dependent protein kinase inhibitor activity; cAMP binding. Gene Ontology annotation, biological process: negative regulation of cAMP-dependent protein kinase activity. Gene Ontology annotation, cellular component: cytosol; cAMP-dependent protein kinase complex. The record is from RefSeq and is a predicted model, not a curated record.